AUGCACCCGGUGCCAGAGGCCUUUUGCCCGGCUGGAACACUUGCAGCGCCACGAGAGAACCCUGACCUCCUCAUUCGCCACGAGCGGCUUUCACAUGACAAAAACGGCUUCAAACGGAAGUAUGCCAAAGACAAGGCUGAUUCCUCCGACGACUUCAAGCAGCCUCCACGCGUGAGGAUUACCUCGAUCAGAGAUGGUGAUAGUCAAGAAACAACAAGUGACGGCCGUUCCAAUUCACCAACCGUGACGCCAUUCGCUGUAGGCAUGCUUGCACGCGCGACAAUCCCAAUGGACACGAGCUUCCACUCUCCAUUGGCAGCCUUGUCGUUUGCCGCUGAACAAAGCGCAUUCCGAGAUGCCCUCGCUGCCUCCUCGACUCAGGCCUCCAGGGUUACGCCUGGCAUGAACUCUGAGCCCGUGGUGCAAGCCAAUUCAUUGCCAACGUCUGCGGCAGCACCGUUGGCAGACCAAGAUAUUCCAGCAGCUUUGGACGAUGAGCCACUAGAAUCAUACCGUUUCUCGUCCACCGUUACUGCCGAACAGCCAGUACCCUUGUUUUCUCCCGAGCCAGUCUUGAAUCCAACCGAAUAUGAAACACCACAUGCGCAUCCGGUCUUCAGCCAAAGCCGCAGCCUUGACGAGUCAACCUCCCCGAGACCACUCUCAAACAUCUCGAACAUGGACAGACAAGAUAUCCUGAGCAGGAUGGCAGAAUUCGUUUCCGUAGUCCCUUCUGGUUUCCGACUGCCCUCACGACUUGCACUGUCUCGAUACAUUGGCGCAUACAUCGCCAGCUUUCACCCACACUUGCCCUUUCUUCACAUCCCCACAAUGACGGUAGAGAAUACCUGCGUGGAGCUUCUCUUGGCCCUCGCCGCUGUUGGAGCUCAACACUGCUUCGAAGAAGAGAAAGGGAUUGAACUGUUUCACACGGCUCGAGCCAUCGCAGCCCAGCGCAUCACCCGGAGGGAUGUCGGCCUCGCCAACCCCGACAAAGACUCGCUCUGGGCCAUGUCGGAAUCGACACGAAGCAGUUCGACAGACGGAGCAGACCUCAUGCAAACCGCCCAGGCUCUCCUGGUGCUGAUGGCAACGGCAACCUGGGCCAGACGCAAGGAAAUCCUUCGCGAAGCUCUCGCAAUCCAAAGCAUCCUAGCAACACUUGUCCGUGACGACGGCCUCCACAGCUCGCCGUAUCCCCCAGACAUAACGUGGGAGGAGUGGGCCCAGCAGGAGUCGCGCUUGCGGACCAAGUUCAUCGUCUUCUGCUUCUUCAACCUACACUGCAUCGUGUACAACAUCCCGCCACUGAUCCUCAACUUGGAGCUCAAGAUGCAACUCCCAUCCAGCGCCGCCGAGUUCGAGGCCACGUCAGCCGCCUCGUGGGACGCCGUCCGCAAACGCACCGCCGCCACCGCCUCGACUCCUCCAACAACCGACUCCUUCCAAUCCGCGCUCCGCCGCCUCUUCUCGCCCAGCAACCGCGACAUCUCCACCUCCACCCCCUCCUCCCCCCUCAGCAACCACAUCCUCAUCCACGCCCUCCACCAACACAUCUUCUUCGCCCGCCAAACCGCGCCCCCCUCCUCUCCCUCCUCCCUCCCCACCACCACCACCACCACCCCCACCGAGUCCGACGCCCUCCCCCCCUCCACCGCCUCCACCCUCACCCACGCCCUCCGCACCUGGCAACGCCACGCCUCCCCCUCCUCCAAUGCCCCAUCCCCCUCCAUUUCUUCCCCCCCAUCCCCCCCAACCAUCCCCUUCGCCAACACCGCCCUCCUCCGCCUCGCCCACACCCGCCUCCACACCGACACCAGCCCCGCCGCCCGCGCCGCCCUCGCCUCGCGCGACCCGCGCGCCGUCGCCCGCGCGCUGCGGGAAUGGCGUGGACCACCGUUAUCCUCUUCCUCCUCUUCCUCCUCCUCCUCAUCGCUAUCAUCAUUAUCGAAAAUGACGGCGGGGUCAAUGUCGACGGUGCCGCCGGUGGUGCGGCACAGCGUGCGGGCGUUGGGGGCGGUGGUGGAGGCGGCGGGGCUGCCGGUGGCGGCGACGGUGGGGAGGGCGCCGGUGGCGGCGUGGGGGGUGGAGUAUUGGGUUGUCGAGAUGGAGUGUGCGGUUUUGUUGGGGAAGUGGUUGGAGGGGGUGGCGGGGGAGGCGGAUCAGGGGGCGGGGGUACCUGGGGGUGGUGGUGGUGGGGGAAAGGAGGAGGGGGUGGCGCAGCAGGAGCGGCGGCGGGUUGUUGGGGUUGUGAGGGGCUUGUUGGAGGAGACGGAGUUUGCGGUGGAGGGGGGUGGUGAGGAGGAGGGGGAGGAGGGGGAGGGGGGGAUCGGCGCGGAGGUGGCGAGGCGGUUGGGGGCGGGGGUGUUGAGGGUUUGGGCGGGGGUUUUUGGGGCGGCGCAGACGUGGCCGGUGGUGGGGGUUAUGGGGUGUUCGUUGGGUAUUUAUGCGGACAUGAUGGAGUUGGGGCAGGUAGACUAG
Molecule: messenger RNA, 2481 nt
Organism: Diplodia corticola
Lineage: Eukaryota; Fungi; Ascomycota; Dothideomycetes; Botryosphaeriales; Botryosphaeriaceae
Product: regulatory protein
Exons: 2
Coding region: 1-2481 (826 amino acids)
Biological process (GO): DNA-templated transcription; regulation of transcription by RNA polymerase II
Cellular component (GO): chromatin
Molecular function (GO): DNA-binding transcription factor activity, RNA polymerase II-specific; zinc ion binding; RNA polymerase II cis-regulatory region sequence-specific DNA binding
Source: RefSeq, a predicted model, not a curated record